Molecule: messenger RNA, 621 nt
Organism: Exophiala dermatitidis NIH/UT8656
Lineage: Eukaryota; Fungi; Ascomycota; Eurotiomycetes; Chaetothyriales; Herpotrichiellaceae
Exons: 1
Coding region: 1-621 (206 amino acids)
Source: RefSeq, a predicted model, not a curated record
AUGGGUUCGGUCUCUCAGAUUGAUUUUGACUCGUCGGGCGAGAAGGUGGUCAGCCCAAGCAGCCUUGCGCACGUCGUCUUGCGGACCCGGACCGCCAACUUCGAAAAAAUGAUUGAAUUCUACACCACUUUUUUAGGUGGCACAGUGACUUACGGCAACAGCUUCCUCAGUUUCAUCACAUACGAUGAAGAGCACCACCGGAUCGCCAUUGCCGGACUUCCAGACACAGCACCCAAGCAGCCUGCCAGCUGCGGCCUGGAGCAUAUAGCAUUCUCGUACCCGACCCUGGCCGAUUUGCUUCUCGCUUACCGUCAACGCAAGGCCAGGGGGAUCUUACCGUUCUGGUCCAUAAACCAUGGACCGACUACGUCCUUAUACUACCGCGAUCCAGACGGUAACAAGCUGGAAACCCAGGUUGACAACUUCGACACGGCCAGGGAAGCCACUAUCUUCAUGGAAAGCAAAUACUUUGAUGAAAAUCCCAUUGGCACGGACUUUGAUCCCGAAGACUUGCUCUCACGGCUCAGGAAUGGCGAGUCUGAAAAGGAGCUGAAGCGUCGGAUAGAGAUCGGGCCACGCGGACCAGACGACUCCGGGAUUCUUAAGAACGAGACAGUGUAA